This is a messenger RNA of Pochonia chlamydosporia 170, 1875 nucleotides long. Its product is annotated as MFS transporter. Gene Ontology annotation, molecular function: transmembrane transporter activity. Gene Ontology annotation, biological process: transmembrane transport. The coding region runs from base 1 to 1875 and encodes 624 amino acids. The record is from RefSeq and is a predicted model, not a curated record. The transcript is spliced from 3 exons. NCBI's taxonomy places the organism in Eukaryota, Fungi, Ascomycota, Sordariomycetes, Hypocreales, Clavicipitaceae.
AUGGCAUCAGAUCCCGAAAAGGCUCCUGCCGCGACUUCAGCGGGAGAUGGGAAUCAACUAGAAGCCUUUCCAUCCUCGUCUUCGCUCUCUUCUUCUUUGGACACCGAGUCGCCGCAACUUGAGGCCAUCAAAACAUCGCACACUAAUCGCAGUCGACGAUCUAUUGCAUCCCAACGGCUUGAUGUCAACGACCCUUAUGAGAAUCUCGAACAUUGCAUCACCCCAGAUGUCGAAACUGAAGCUGAGCGUAUGGCCAGGGAACCCAUCACUUACACCCGCACUGGUACGAGUAUCGGCAGUACGGCUUCUCGCCCGCCAGAAUUCGAGGUCUAUUUUGAAGAGAGUGACCCCGAAAAUCCUAGGAAUUGGCCAUUGUGGUACCGAUGUUGGUGCAUCUUUUGUGUCUCCUUUGCGACUUGGGUUGCCACCUUGUAUAGUACCAGUUACACAUCUUCCACUCCCGGCUUAAUUGAAGAUUUUGGCUCAACAACCACAAUCGUCACACUUGGCAUGACGACGUAUCUUCUGGGCCUCGCCGCCGGUAGUCUGGUUGUUGCUCCCCUGAGUGAACUUUAUGGUCGCCAAAUUGUCUAUAUUGUGUGUCUCUGCUUGUGGGCAAUUCUCAUCGUUCCAUGCGGUCUUGCGCAGUCGCUGACCACCAUUAUUGUUGUGCGAUUCAUUGGUGCAUUCUUUGGCGCCGUCAUGAUUUCCAAUGCCCCAGGCAGCGUUGUAGAUGUCUCAAACCCCGACUAUCUCGCCCGAAGCAUGUCUCUCUUUGGUGUCGCACCUCUCAACGGGCCAGUGACAGGACCCAUCAUCGGUGGAUUUGUGUUUCAAUACCUAGGAUGGCGUUGGGCCAACUGGAUUGUCCUCAUCAUGGCUGGACUGGCCAUAGCUCUCAUGUGCACUGUCAAGGAAACAUAUGCGCCCAAGAUCCUUCAGCGCAAAGCCGCGAGGAUGAGAAAGGAGAUGGAUGACCCUAGAUAUUGGUGUCAGUACGACCAAAAAGUAUCGACCUUGCACUUGCUCAAAGUAAACCUGAGCCGACCAUUUAUUCUCUUUGCCACGGAGCCCAUUUUAUGGUUUAUGAAUUUCUGGAUCUCCAUCAUUUACGGGAUUUUGUAUCUUUGCUUUGUUGCGUAUCCGGUAGUAUUCUCAGAACACAGAGGAUGGGGGCCAGGUAUCUCAGGACUGGCCUUCUGUGGUAUUGGCAUCGGGACCUUGACCGCCAUCGCUGCAGAACCGCUGUUUCGACACAUAAUCCAUUCGCAACCACGGGACCCAGAGACGGGCAAACCAUACCCGGAAGCCCAAGCCUCCAUCAUGGCAAUUGGUGCUGUCUGCACGGCCGUUGGCCAAAUUGGAUUCUCAUGGACAUGUCUACCGAAAUCCAUUCACUGGGCUGCUCCCAUCGCCUUCGGCAUCCCGUUUGGAUGCGGCAACACCAUCAGCUUCAUUUACGGAUCCAACUACAUCGCCGGUGCCUAUGGCAUCUACGCAGCCAGCGCCUUGGCUGGUAAUGCCGUCAUCAGGAGCAUCUUUGGCGGCGCUCUGCCCCUGGCUGGCCCGCAAAUGUAUAAAGCACUCACACCCCAAUGGGCAGGGACAUUGCUCGGCUUGCUAGAGGUUGCUAUUAUCCCCAUCCCUUUCAUUUUCUGGAGAUAUGGGAGUAAAAUUCGAGCAAAGAGCCGAACAAUUCGACAACUGCGGGAGGAUCAAGAUCGGCUUGACGAAAAAAGAGCAAGGGGCCUUGCUAGAAUUGAGAGACGAGCAGCCAGACUGCAGGCCGAAAAUGCUACCAGGACGGACGAGAAAAGGACUGAAAAGGAUGCAGUCAGGACGGAUGAGGUAGAUGCCGUCAAGAAGAGUGAAUGA